UUAAGUCAUUAAUGUAUUUAAAAGUUUAUAAAGAGUCUUAUAACAUAUAUACAAAGUGGAUGUUAUAAUUAGAGACACAAAGAGUAUUACACUUUUUUACAUGAGAAAGACAAUAAAACAAAACAUAAGAAACUACGCUUUAAGGGAAAUAUCUAAAAAUUUGGAAGAAUAAGAAACUACGCUUUAAGGGAAAUAUCUAAAAAUUUGGAAGAAUAAGAAACUACACUUUAAGGGGAGUAUUAAGUCAUUAAUGUAUUUAAAAGUUUAUAAAGAAUCUUAUAACAUAUAUACAAAGUGGAUGUUAUAAUUAGAGACACAAAGAGUAUUACACUUUUUUACAUGAGAAAGACAAUAAAACAAAACAUAAGAAACUACGCUUUAAGGGAAAUAUCUAAAAAUUUGGAAGAAUUAGAAACUCUGGAAAAAAUUGCUCUUUUCUUGACAAAAAAAUUCAAGAAAAUCUCUAACUUCAUCUCUUGGGUCUAUCAUGCACCAUGCGCGUUGUCAAAAUUAUCCUUCCACUUUCGUAAAUGUAUACCCGGAAGUAUUAUUUUUGUUUCAAAGUUGUUUUCAAUGAUCAAUGAUGAACACAUUUCAACAACUUCAAAACUCAAUUUAAUCGGUAAGUUUUCGAGUUAUUUUAGAGUAUUUCCCCUAAUAGAGUUUGAGUAGAUUUUUGUGUUGAAAUCAUUAGAUACUUUUAGAAACAUACUUUAGAGACAAUGUAGGUAUUGUUUGAUGUGUAAAACGGAUGAUCAUGGGGUGAAAAUUGAUUUUUCCAACUAUGUGAACAGUUACUUACGCCAUUUUUGCGUUCCUGAAGUUGCAGAACAUUCCAUAGAUACAUUUACGAAACAUAUGAAACAUUAGGUAGUUUGGUAGAUGCACCUACGGAACAAACCCAGUUAUUUGAAAAGAUAGCUAGUUCCGUAGAUACAUCUACGAAAGACUUUUGUAUGUACAUCUACGGAGGUAAAUUUGCUUUUUCUUUUUCUUUUUAAUUACCAAACUGUAUCUAACUCGAUUUUAUUUGUAAUACAAUGCAGACAUUAUGGCCGACCAUCCAGACCGCAUUAUAUCUGGGAGGACUGCACAACAUGCCUCUGUGCGACGUGCACAAAUGCAUAUGUUGUCACAGGUGACAGAUGGAGCCUCCUUUCCAACAGAUGCACCUGAUACAUUAGUUGCAGCAGAGUUACUUGUUACAUCUGCUACAGCUGAGGGGCCUUCCACAUCUACUACCUCAUCCCGGAGGCCUCGGGAUGAUGGUGAGGGUUCUUCACAUACUCCCUCCGCCCGUAGACGUCGUCGGGGAGCUUCUUCUACUCUAGUGCCACCUCUGGCCGAUGUUGGAUCUCUGGUGCCACCACCUGAGCUGCACGAGGAGGCUGAUGCGGCUGAGGCGCCUGUCUUUUAUUCAGGGGGUCCUUUAGAUUUAUCCUUACUGAAAGGGUAAGGCUUCCCAGAAGUUCUACAACUAUGGUCGAAAGAUUGCCAACCUCGUGUAGCCUACCGAGCCUUGGUUUCAGGAUGUCCUUGCAGCUUAUGGGCUGAAGGACAUGUGACAGAUUGGAUA
This is a messenger RNA of Vicia villosa (hairy vetch), 1576 nucleotides long. RefSeq lists its product as uncharacterized. The coding region runs from base 1052 to 1456 and encodes 134 amino acids. The transcript has 2 exons. NCBI's taxonomy places the organism in Eukaryota, Viridiplantae, Streptophyta, Magnoliopsida, Fabales, Fabaceae. The record is from RefSeq and is a predicted model, not a curated record.